Molecule: messenger RNA, 1377 nt
Organism: Amphimedon queenslandica
Lineage: Eukaryota; Metazoa; Porifera; Demospongiae; Haplosclerida; Niphatidae
Product: receptor-type tyrosine-protein phosphatase F-like
Exons: 12
Coding region: 1-1377 (458 amino acids)
Biological process (GO): protein dephosphorylation
Molecular function (GO): protein tyrosine phosphatase activity
Source: RefSeq, a predicted model, not a curated record
AUGAAUCCUAUUGAAGAUGAAGGAUUGUCAUCAGGAGCAAUAGCAGCAAUAGUGUUACUGAUACUAUUAAUGAUUGCAGUUACUACAGUGAUUAUUAUUAUAUAUCUACUGAGAUGCAAGGGAUACUUGAGACAAUGCAACUUUUGUUUCAAAGCUAAGAAACAUUUAAAUCCUGUAAAAUGGAGUAAUACUACUGUGUCAAUGAAACACUCUACUGCAGAACUAAAGAGUUACAACAAUGAUUCAACAACUGCUCAAAUUUGUGAAGCAACCUAUGAUGCAAUAACUGAUUUACAUGCUCCUCCUGUUAAACCAACACCAUAUGGAGGAUUUGAUCCUAAAAUACCACAAACACUUCCAAUAUCAUUGAAUGAUCUAGGGAAUCAUGUAGCAUGCUGUCAUAGUGACAGUAAUGCUUACUUUUCUGAACAAUUUAAGGACUUGUACUCAGGGAAUGAUAAACAGUGCAGUGUUGGCUUAAAUGGAAUGAAUAAACCUUUGAAUCGUUUCAGAAACAUUGUCCCUUAUGAUGAUAACAUAAUCACACUCAAGCUUCCGGGUGUAGCACAACAUGAAUACAUCAAUGCAAGCUACAUUCAUGGUUAUAGUAAAGCUAGAAAGUUCAUUGCUGCACAAGGUCCAAUGAAGAAGACACUUGUUGACUUUUGGUGUCUCAUUUGGCAAGAGAAGCCAGCAUCUGUUGUGAUGUUGACUAAUCUUGUUGAGGACUCAAAGACUAAGUGUGAGCAGUACUGGCCUCAAUGUUUAAAUGAGAUUGAACAGUUUGGUCCAUUUUCUGUCACUCUACUAGAGGAUUAUGUAAUGCCUGAUUAUGUUAUUAGGAAUAUCUCAGUCACAUUACAGGAUGGCUCUGGUGAGGUUCAUGCUCUCACUCAGUAUCACUUAACAACUUGGCCUGAUCAUGGAGUACCUGAGUAUGCCACACCUCUCAUGACACUUCAUAAACGUGUCAUGAGUUCCUCUGCUAAGGGCCCUAUACUGGUCCACUGUAGUGCUGGUGUGGGUCGAUGGAACAUAGUCCAGUUUCAGGUUAUUGGGUGGAUGAAUGAUGGAGUCCUUAGAGACCCACGUACUGUCCUACAAGUUAUUGAUGAUGUUAUACACAGACAACAAAAGAUUGGAGGAGGACCAAUAGUGGUACACUGUAGUGAUACAGUGAGUCGUACAGGAGUGUACUGUGCUAUAAGUAUUGCUCUAGAACAGUGUAAGGCAGAAGGUGUAGUGGAUGUGUUUCAAGUGACUAAAGCUCUUAAAAGGAGUAAACCAGGAGCUGUCACUACACUGUUUUUUGAUAUCCCAAAUAUAAGUUAUUGCAAAGAAAUAUAUCUUUGUUAUCUUGAUUUAUUCAGUUUGUAG